Brassica napus (rape) is the source of this 711-nucleotide messenger RNA. Its product is annotated as reactive Intermediate Deaminase A, chloroplastic-like. The coding region runs from base 72 to 503 and encodes 143 amino acids. The record is from RefSeq and is a predicted model, not a curated record. Lineage: Eukaryota; Viridiplantae; Streptophyta; Magnoliopsida; Brassicales; Brassicaceae. The transcript has 5 exons. Gene Ontology annotation, cellular component: cytosol. Gene Ontology annotation, molecular function: deaminase activity.
AUUUUGAUAUCGAUUUUGCUGAACUCAUCUGUUUAUUAGUAUUGGGUCUUAAAGCUUUUCAGUGUUUUAGGAUGAUAAUGAGAGUUAUUGACAGUGUUGAAUUUUGUAAAAAAAAAAAUGCAGAGAAGAAGGAAGUUGUGGCGACAGAGAAAGCACCAGCUGCUUUGGGACCAUACUCUCAGGCCAUCAAAGCCAACAAUCUCGUUUUCGUUUCCGGUGUUCUUGGUCUUAUACCUGAGACUGGAAAGUUUGUUUCGGACAACGUUGAAGAUCAGACUGAGCAGAUACUCAAGAACAUGGGGGAGAUACUGAAAGCUAGUGGUGUUGAUUACUCCUCCGUGGUGAAGACAACGAUCAUGCUUGCUGACUUAGGUGACUUCAAGAAAGUGAACGAGAUUUACGCCAAAUACUUCCCAGCUCCUUCACCAGCGCGAUCGACAUAUCAAGUCGCAGCUUUGCCACUAAACGCCAAGAUUGAGAUUGAAUGUAUUGCAGCACUCUAGAGCACCAUCAAAUCUCAUCCAGGAAGAGUUUUAGAUUCGGAAAAUGUCAGAACAAAUAAGAGGGGCUUAUCAUAUCAACCAUUAGGUUGGUUGUAAAACCCAUACCCCUAUCAAGAAUAAGUGAUUCUAUUUUAGGACCAGCAUGUUGUGUUGACUUGAUAUUUAUUGAGUACAAUAUUAAAUUUGAAACCCUUUAUGAUUUGAGGUU